UACGUCAUUUUGUUUUGGUGUGCGGUGCCUUUUGCAAAUUGAGUUUGUAGGCUACUAGUUUAUGCUUAAGAUGAAUAAACGUAAAGUCAGUGGAGUGUCCUGGGUGAAACCAUCAGAACCCUCGUUUUUGAAAAAGUUUAAAAAUGAUGUUGGAUACAAAGAAGGACCCAACGUAGAUACAAAGCGUCAGGUGAUGCCGACUCCAGACGAUGACAGCAGUGGCAGUGACCGAGAAGAUGAGCAGCCACAGGUGGUGGUGUUACAAAGCAGAGACCUUUGUGCAGAAGAGGCCAAGAAGAUCAAGGACCAGAUCCAAGGAGGCAAAGACAACGAUGACAAGCCAGCUGAUGGAAAAAUUCUCUUCAAGAAACCAGCCAAACGCUCCUCAUCAGAAAAGUUUCAGGGCAUCACGGCGAGCUCCAGCAAAAAGAAGAAAAAUCUGGAAGAAGGGAAGGAGGCAGACAAGAAGGAAGGCUCUGGUAAAAAGGUCAAAAACAACAGUUUGCUGUCAUUCGGAGGAGAUGACGAUGAAGAGGAAGACUGAGUUUAGCGAAGUCAGAUCAAGGGGACAGGUGACAUCAAAGUCAAUCAUUUUACACCCAGAAGGACACAAUCCUUUAAUGAAACCCUUUUUACAGCAAACAAACUGAUGAUUCUGCGAAAUUCAAACUUUAAAAAUAUACCUUUGUAUGUCUAUAUCAAGUUUUUGUGCAAGUGUGGUAUCUUUUUGUUCAGUUAAUGAAAUAUUGAGAUUGUUUUAUAAAUAACAUAGUUGGCAUAAAGUAAUACGGCAUCUGCAUCAUCACAAUGUUGCCAACUCAAAAUUACACAAUUCUGACUAAAUAGUGUGUAUUUAUUGUGUCGAAUUUAAUACCUUUAAACCUUUAUGAGGUCAUCAAAUCAUAUUGUUUCCUAGUCAAUUUGAAAUUGUUUUGGUGUGUUAAACUUGGUGUAAUGUAUUUGCAAGUCUGCUGAUAAUUUCACAGUAUACUGUACAUUCAGUACUGUAAUGAAUGUAUGACUAUAUUUUGGCUUCGUCAAAGGAGCUGUAAAAUAUGAUGUAGAGACAAUGCAUUCAUGUCAAUGCAGUUUUUAUGUGAGUAUGAUUUGUGUACAUUUUUAUAUACUGUUUUGUCCAUUGCUUUAACUGAACACAUAAAA
Molecule: messenger RNA, 1161 nt
Organism: Periophthalmus magnuspinnatus
Lineage: Eukaryota; Metazoa; Chordata; Actinopteri; Gobiiformes; Gobiidae
Product: KIAA1143 ortholog
Exons: 3
Coding region: 62-544 (160 amino acids)
Source: RefSeq, a predicted model, not a curated record